GAGUGAUGAUAAAACUUCGUUAAAUAUAUCCUUUAAUUCGAAGAAUUAUUGUCAUUAAGAGUAUAUAAGUAAACUGCAAUAAUGCAAGAGAAAGAGAAGAAGCCCCCUGGAAACCACUUAAGAGCUGAAGAGUUGCUGAAGAACCGAGGGAUUCGCACCGAUGCCUGGGAAGAAUGGGAGAAAUCCAUUCAAACCCUGCCUAAGACUGGAUGUAAGCAAUACGAAUCUAAUGGAUCAUGGCUACAAAAUAGACAAAUCGAUGCAAGUAUUAAGAAUCGGAAAGAAUUACUGGGAAUCGAAAGAGUCGAGAGAAGUUCUCAGCUAGCAGCUGCCGAGUGGUUGUCCGAUCAGUCAAAGGCUCUAGUUACAAAAAGAUCAGGUCAAGACUGGUCAGCUUAUGGUUUAGAAGAAGGCUCCAAUCUUUACCUGAUUCCGGAAGAAGCUUUACUACUUCUCGAAUUGAAUUGCCUAGAGCUCACUUGGAAUGGAUUGGCUCUGUCGGUGCAACAAGCUUAUGAAGUAUUGAUCGGAUCUGAAAAUUCAACAUGUAGUUUAAACGAGUAUAGAGUUUACAGUCAGCUUGCAAAACAAGGGUAUCGACUUCAGAGAUUUAAUUAUGAGCAACCAAAUUAUGAGAAGAAGACUGUACGAUUUGAGGAGCCCGUAAAGAGGAAGGUCAUUGGUAUCCCAGAGACAGGCCUUAGAGUGCUCGACAGCCUCUGCGGGGCUCGCCAAAGUAACGAUAAAACAGUAAUUGAUGAAUCUCAGAAUUCUAAAGACCAAUCUAACGGUCAGGUCAAAAAUUCAGGUAGUACAGAUGAGACAAAAAUAAGUAAUGAAACGCCUGCAAGUAUUACCGAAGAUAUUACCCGUGACAUUAUGGACUCUAUUAUUUGCCAAAUAGAAAACAAGGACAAGGAUGGUGAAUCCAGUUCAGCAAAUGUUACCCACACUCCUGCGACAUCCAAAAACAGCGAUACAAUAAUGAAAGUUGUUGCUCAAGACAGCUGCACCGACGAUAACUCUGAGAAUUCUGAGAGCAAACGAAAAAACAGCAAAAUUGAAAUCAUCUCGGAUGAGAUACUUGUGGAUAAUAUGAAAAUACGGAAAAACGUUCCAACUGAUUCAACUACGGUUGGGAAUCCAAGUCAAAAGUGGAUAAGUUCUAGAAUACAAAGAAACGUUAAGUUACUUCCUAAAAGAAAUCAUAAGGUCCCAGUCCCUCAGAAUGUGUCAGAAUUGCCAGACAGUUCUCAUUUAGAAGCAAGCUCAAAGAAAUCAGGACCGGUGGGUAAUAAUGCAGAUAAGCGUAAGCUUCAGGAACCAUCUACGAUAUCUUCCGAGGCGAAGAGAUCUCGUCACGAGGUAAUAGAGUUGUCCGAUGAUGAGAUCGAAGAGAUACCACAUCGGAUGACUAGAAUGGAGAUGCUCAACAUGUUUCCAAACAUUGCCAUUCGUCCAGCUCGAAUGCGAAAAAUAUCUACGCGAUAUUUACCCUUGAAUGUAAAACCCAAGAAAACUUCUUACGAGUAUGUUCCAUGGGCGGUGCACAGGGCAGAGCAAAUUGAUAUGAAGGCUCGGGAGAGUUCAAGAUCAAAAAGCAAUACUGAAUUAAACAACAGAAAACGUAAUCAAACCUCGAGUUCUGCCUCCACUAGAUUCAGAACAGACAACUUGGAAUCGGCUUACUACAACCGUAGACAGAAUUUCCAAAAUUUUUCAUCGAACAGGCCUCCUUCGUCAAGACAUUCACAGUUUUCAAGGCCAAGGGCGCCUUUUCUAUUCGUCGAUUCCGAGCAGAGUACCUCAGACUUUUUUGGGAGGUCCACGUGUAUUCAGAGGAAUGUAAUGCACAACACUAACAUUGUCUCUCGGGGCUACGGUCAGUAUUACAGCAGAUCGAAUACUGUAUCGAGGAAUGGAAAUUUUUCCAUGCAAGUGGACAAUUAUACAAAUAUCGCCAUAACUGAGAAUCCCAUGCGAAUGCCAUUUAUGGCAGCACAUUUUCAGCAGAAUCCUUGGCAGAUAUUUGCCAUGCAACAGAACUUUUGGGCCCAGCGAAUGUUGGCUUGUUUGACAACGUUAGGGAUGCAAAACUGUUUCGAUGUCCAAAGAAAUCAACAACAGACUAUGAGUCCGAGAAGAUUACGAAUUGAACCUCCCACGAGGGUGGUCUCCAUUGAAGAUGAUGAAAAAGAAGUUAAUAAACCUUCCUUUGUGAAGGAUCCCGAUACCUCUUCAUGGUUUGAACUGAAGAAAAAGUGGAUCGAUGAGAAAACCAUCACUAUAGAUGACGAGGAUCGCAACGACUUGAAUGAGUCUGCAGAUUGCAACGAUGUCGAAGUAGUGAAUCAGCCCAUCAAGCCUUUAGUCGAUUCGAGAAAUUCCAGAAACUUUGUUGAAGUUUUUGAAAGACUUCGUAUAAUAAAACCUGCUGCGGAGAAGACUGUCAGGAGACGAAGAGGACAAUACAAAAUAUCGUAUAACGUGUACUCCAGUAUGCAACACUUCAGGAAAAGUCAACCAGGAGUUCCUAUCUGUCGACUGGUAGUUUUAAGGCAAAAGGAUCCCUUUGUACAACCAGUUGAACUGGCUCGUCUGCAACAGGACAGUAAAGGUGCUCCCAUCGUCCUGGCUUGUGUAUCGAACACUUCCGUUGCAUUUCUUCAGCCUGGAGUUGUCUCGCUGCCUAAUUUAAAUUAAAUUUCUGUUUCUUCUAAUAAAUGUACAGUUUCUAAAGAAAUCACGCGCACGAAACAGAUAUACAUUGUGCUCCCAGAUGUCAGUCAUCGAGCACAUGCUCCGACUCUUUCUUAUUUAUUAACAAUAUAAGUCCUUGUACGAGUAUGCAUAUAUACAAUCGUAAAAAGUUUAUACAUAGGACCCGAGUCCGUGUCGUGCCUUGAAUAAUAUAUACUACUGUACAGCACAA
Messenger RNA from Orussus abietinus, 2932 nucleotides. RefSeq lists its product as uncharacterized. Bases 82 to 2703 code for a protein of 873 amino acids. Gene Ontology annotation, cellular component: tRNA-intron endonuclease complex. Lineage: Eukaryota; Metazoa; Arthropoda; Insecta; Hymenoptera; Orussidae. Gene Ontology annotation, biological process: tRNA-type intron splice site recognition and cleavage. The record is from RefSeq and is a predicted model, not a curated record. The transcript is spliced from 6 exons.